This is a messenger RNA of Culex pipiens pallens (northern house mosquito), 1134 nucleotides long. RefSeq names its product pulmonary surfactant-associated protein D-like. The record is from RefSeq and is a predicted model, not a curated record. NCBI's taxonomy places the organism in Eukaryota, Metazoa, Arthropoda, Insecta, Diptera, Culicidae. Bases 403 to 882 code for a protein of 159 amino acids. The transcript has a single exon. Gene Ontology annotation, molecular function: signaling receptor activity.
AUAACAAUUGUGUUAACAUGGAUAGCUUUUGCUUGAACAGAUGUUCGCUUGUGCCAGUGUGUCUAGUUGAUUUUGAAAUUUGAAUAUAAUUUUAGAAAAAGAAACUUUUUUGCAAAAGGUUUUUAGCAAAAAACUGAUUGAAAUUUAAAAUUUUAUAUUUUGACCGUACCAAAAAAAUCUAAAAAUUUGAAGAUCUGGCUACCUUUAGAUGAAUUUAUGUACUAAAUGAGAAUUCGGUUAUAUUUGUUCCUGUAUCACUGCGGAGUACAACAAGUCUAUUUAUUUGAACAGAUGUUUUCGAAUCGUUCGAUUGACGCAAAUCUCCGCUCCGUACAUUUCCGCAAACUUGAAACAAUAUAAAUCUUCCCUACCAGUACCCACCAAUCUUCAGUAACCCUCAAGAUGUCACCCAGAGCACCACUGGCAGUCCUGAUCCUGGCCGCCGUAGCCAUUGCGAGCACCCAAGCCGCCCUAACGAUUCCCGAGGUGUUGAAAUCCUCCGCCCGGUACUUUGUCAUCAACGAUCGAACCGGCACCUUCUGGCAGGCCUUCCGCUACUGUAACAGUCUGGGACUGCAGCUGGCCUCGGUCAACUCGGCCAACGAUAAUAAGGCACUUACGGCGGCCAUUGCAGCAGCCCCUCCCCCGAAAACGAAAGGAGCCUGGUGGAUUGCCGGAACCGACCUCGGUAAGGAGGGCGACUUUGUGUGGAUCACUACGCAGAGCAGGAUGGGAUUCCGCACCGGUUACACCAACUGGGCCGCCGGGGAGCCCAACAAUGAGUUUGGGAACGAGCACUGUGUCGAGGUGUACUCGUAUGGCGAGUGGAACGAUAAGAACUGCGAUGUUCUGAGGAACUACAUCUGCGAGAAGCCGUGGUAAUUAGUGUGGGAAGAGCUUUUGUAAUCGGGCGUAAGUGAAACAGAUGAUGUAUUUAGAAAUACAAGCCAUGCUUGAAUAAAUGAAUUAAGUUUUGAUAAAUCAUAUUCGCUCUCGUGUCAAAACUGUGAUGGUCCUCAGCCAAAGUUACUAACAAAUAAUAAGUUACAUUAAAUUUGCAAGUCCGACUUUUAUUAACGUUGUGAGAUUUUUUUAGUAAAGGUACUUUCUUAUAUACUUCCUAUAUACCCCUUA